CGGAAGGGGCGGGCACUGCGCCCGGUGGGGCUUUCGCGCCAUGGCUUCUCGCGGCGUCGUUGGCCUCUUCUUGCUCUCCGCUCUCCCUCUCUUGUGUCUGGAGCUCCGGCGCGGGAUCCCGAGCCUCGGAAUUAAAGAUCUCCUCUUGCUGAGUGGCCGGGUAUUCCUGUUGCUUGCUCUGCUGACCCUCGUCAUUUCUGUGGCCACCUCCUGGUUUAACUCACCUAAACCUUCCCGAGUUCACAUCAAAGAAGGAGAAGAGAAUGAGAAAAGGCAACGACUCGUGAGGAAAAAGCAACAGGAGGCUCAGGGUGAGCAGGCCAGCAGAUAUGUACAGAAUGUUUUAAAACCUCAGCAGGAAAUGAAAUUGAAGAGACUAGAAGAACGGUUUUAUCAAAUGACAGGCGAAACCUGGAAGUUAACUACGGGCCACAAACUCGAGGGGGAUGAAGAUUUGGUGCUUGGAAAUUCGAGCCAGACAUCUUUUGAAACAGCAAACAGGGAAGCAGCCAGAAGACGGAACUUGCCCAAGCUUUUAACUGAAGUCUCACCACCUGCUCCACAGCCCGCCAAGAAGGAGGUUCCUGAUUUACCUGACGAACCAUCAGAAACAGCUGAGGAGGUAGUUACUGUUGCCCUUCGAUGCCCAAGUGGGCGUGUUUUGAGGAGGAGAUUUUUGAAGUCUUGGAAUUCACAGGUCUUAUUUGACUGGAUGAUGAAAAUUGGGUACCACAAAUCCCUAUACAGCCUUUCCACUUCCUUUCCCAGACGACCUCUGGAAGCGGACGGAGGCUUGUCACUGGAGGACAUAGGGAUAACUGUGGACACUGUACUUAAUGUGGAAGAGAAAGGACAGAGUGGCCAGUAAAAUCAGAACUACCUGUUGUCCUUCAAGUCGUUGUAUGACCUCACUGGCAGCGUUCACAUUAAAGGCAUGAUGCUGUACGUUGUGCUCUUGUUCAUAGGAGCAUACCUACACACAAUGGAAGAGGAUUGCUUGAUUUGGAAAGCUUUGUGGACUGUACCAUCUUACAACAAGGUAAAAAGGAUGUAAGACAUCUGAUAGGUCUGAGCCAGGCAAGGGGGCACAUGCCUCCUGGAAAGUCUGAGUUAGACCGUCUUAAACCAACUAGCUGAUAAAGAACUGUGAUUUCUGCUUCUUGAAUCUACAGUAUUUAACAAUUCAGCCAAACCCUUCAAAUCUUCAAGUGGGAAUACUGAUUCCACUGUAUUUCUAAAAACUUAAAAAAAAGACUUUAAAGAAAUUUCAGAGUGGACUGAUUCUAUGUAAUUGUGACCUAAAUCUGAGGGUGAAGUUUUUGCCACAGGAACUUUGGGGAACACACUUUUACUGGAAGUCAGAGUUUGAGCUUAUUUUUGCUCUCAAAGUUUUUGACAACAGCUGUGGCUACAAGCUAGAGAUUCUGACCAAUUAGUUUUUUGGGUGUAGAGGUGAAUCUGCUCUACCUGGACCAAAGGUCAGAGAAUUCAAGUCUGUUCCUUCUAUCAUGUUAAUAAAGUCUGUUGCUCCUCCUCCUCCCCUGUUAGAAAAUAAACGAGGCGGAUUCAGUAUCCACUGAAUGUCCCUCC
Chionomys nivalis (European snow vole) is the source of this 1590-nucleotide messenger RNA. It is a transcript of the gene Ubxn8, whose product is annotated as UBX domain protein 8. Lineage: Eukaryota; Metazoa; Chordata; Mammalia; Rodentia; Cricetidae. The record is from RefSeq and is a predicted model, not a curated record. Gene Ontology annotation, cellular component: endoplasmic reticulum; nucleus. The coding region runs from base 41 to 868 and encodes 275 amino acids. Gene Ontology annotation, molecular function: ubiquitin binding. The transcript has 8 exons.